This is a messenger RNA of Aspergillus calidoustus, 825 nucleotides long. The record is from the annotation of a GenBank genome assembly. NCBI's taxonomy places the organism in Eukaryota, Fungi, Ascomycota, Eurotiomycetes, Eurotiales, Aspergillaceae.
AUGAUGACGAUCGAGGGCGAGCAUCAUGCGAGCGAGGCACCGGAAGUGGGCAUGAUUGACUUGGGUGAUUUCCAUAUCGCGGUGAUACCCCCUGGGAUACGGGCGAUUGUCGACGACUGCGAGGUCCUGUCGAGCAUCGAACAACAAACCGAGCAGGCGAUUUUGUUCGUCGAAAAGACGAAGCUCUGCCGGCUAUCGCAGUUCUCGGCCCUUUCAACCACGGUAAAAAGUCUACUGUUCGAACACGACAAUCCCGCGACUCGGGUAUGUCCAAAGCUGUGGGAUUUCUUCGCGACGCGGAACCUGGAGGAGCUGCAGUUCUGGGAACGUCAUCUGCCACCCGCGGCACAGCACAGCUUCCCGAUCACGUUGAACCCCACAGCCUGGGAGAAGAGUAUGUAUUUGCACCGCACGUGGCUGCGACUGCUCUAUCUUGGAACAUCAUACGCCGCAGUAAUGGAGGAGAUGAGAGACAUCGGUGACCCGGUCUUGUUCCCGUUUGUUGGUGAGUACUCGACCAUGUUGGAACAGUACCUCGUUGGCAUCACGGAUAUGUUCGAGGAGAUCUAUAGCCUUGGCAUGUCGACGUUUCUUCCUGGUCCGGCGGUUGCGCUUCUGGUUCUUGCCCUCACGUACCAUCGCCGGCUACUGGACCGACAAGGUGGUGGAACACCGAAAAGCGCGCUCAAGUUGCAUCAAUGUUGGAAUAUUGUACAGAGGCUCCGGGAUACUUCGGUGUUGGCGAAAGGGAUGCAGGCAUCGGUUGCACAUACGAAUGAGCCAGAUCCUUGGGAGAGACUGGCGAUGGGCCUGUCGAUUCCGUGA